UGCUUAUUGGAUUGGAAAAGGUGUAGUUAAAGAUCAGGAAAUUGGUUCCAAGUACUUAAAAAUGGCUGCUAAGAAAGAUCAACAUAAUGCUAUUGCUAUGUGUAAGAAACUUGGAAUUCCUUUUUAA
This is a messenger RNA of Racocetra persica, 127 nucleotides long. The record is from the annotation of a GenBank genome assembly. NCBI's taxonomy places the organism in Eukaryota, Fungi, Glomeromycota, Glomeromycetes, Diversisporales, Gigasporaceae.